UUAGUGAGAUCACUGUGCGAACCAGGCGGUGCUGAGGCACCAGGUUCACAGCAGUUGUUCUGUCUGUGGAGAGCUCUCCCGUAACACACAGCCACAAGCUGCUCCAGUUGAGGAUAAGUGUUGUUGUUUUUUUUUUUUUUUACCUCUUUGGUGAGUAUCGGACAUGGAAGGUUUCCGAACAAUCCUGAAAUUCUUUAUAAACCGAAGAACUGCUAUUGGCUACAGCUUUAUGGCUCUGCUGACACUGGGAAGUGAACGUGCAUUUUCUCUUGUUGCUUUCAGAUGCCCCUGCAGCAAUGAAAACUUCAAGUAUGGUUUGGUUUUUCUUUUCUCCCCAGCUUUUGUUUUACUUGUUUUUGGAUAUUUCCUGAAUAAUAAGACCUGGAAGCUCUUCACAGGCUGCUGGGUGAACCCCAGAAAAAUAUUCCCCAAAGGGAAUAUCUGCCAUUUCUUCAUUAUCUUUGGACAAAUCACAUUAAAUGCCCUGGUAGCCCCAGUGAUGUGGCUUUCUGUGGCUUUGCUCAACGGGACUUUUUAUGAAUGUGCCAUGAGUGGCUUGAGAAAUCCUGCCUACUUAGAUGCAAUUUGCCACAACAAAUCUGUGAAGUGCUUUGAGGAGCUGCACAAGGUGUCCUGUGGCAAAAGCACCAUGCCCUUUUCAGAGAGUGAGGAACUCAAGCUAACACUGCAGGCACACUCCCAGAUUUUAGGUUGGUGUGUGAUAGUGGCUAUGGCUCUUUUCUCCCUGCUAACCACUUGCUGUGCCAGCUGCCAGUUGAAAAUCAGCCAUCUCCAGCUGAUGUUCUGGAAGGUGUAUGCUGAGAAGGAGAAGGAGCAACUGGAGCAGACCUUCCAGCUGUAUGCCACCAAGCUGAGCGAGCGAAACCUGAAGUGUUUCUUUGAGAAAAGAAAGCCAGAAGUUAUGCCCCUGCCAGCUUUUCAGGCAUGGGAAGAUGCUUCCCAGCUCUACACUUUCAGCAGUAGCAAACAGCAUUAUAGCACAAUUCACAGGCUAGUUGAAGAAGGGCAGAAAGAAGUCAGUGAGGAAAGAGAGACAACAUAUGACCUCUUAGACAGAAGGGAAAUACCAUAGAUCACAUAUAACUUCAGCCUUUCUCUGCUGUGCUAAUAUAGCAUACUUCUAGCUUCUUUUAUCUGUAUUUUUUUUCACAGUGGCCCUUUUAUUCAUGAUCACAUUCCCUCCCAGUUUCAUACUUGCAUUUUUUUGUUUUAUGAAAUGAAAUUACUUUUCUACAACAGUGAAAAGACUGCAGUAUUCACUAGUACUUCAGCCUCGUGCCAUGCUGAUAUCAUUGGCUUUGUAUCAAGUAACAACAGCAAGAAGGAUUGCCUAAUGACUUUUGAGAGUGUCUGGACAUAUCCUAUGUAAAAGGUGCUAUAGCACACCUGUUCUAUAUAAAUCAAAAGGGUAUUAUAAA
Messenger RNA from Lagopus leucura (white-tailed ptarmigan), 1439 nucleotides. RefSeq names its product calcium homeostasis modulator protein 5-like. Lineage: Eukaryota; Metazoa; Chordata; Aves; Galliformes; Phasianidae. The record is from RefSeq and is a predicted model, not a curated record. The transcript has 2 exons. Bases 164 to 1093 code for a protein of 309 amino acids. Gene Ontology annotation, molecular function: monoatomic cation channel activity.